AUGGCCUUAAGCGCAAACACUUUCUUCAACGCUCCCCCUGGUGCUGUGGCCGAAGUUAGUAUCAUUGACUGUACUUCGAGGAUAACCGGACUACCGGUCAGCUUCUUGAUGGAACCACCUGUAUAUGGCAUGCAGUACAUGCCCGACAUCCCAACGUGGUCCUUCCUCAUUGAGAGCCCGACAGGCAAGAAGGCCUUGUUCGACCUGGGAGUGCCACCCAACUUUCUCGACUUGUCGCCCGUCAAUCAAGAACAGCUGAGAAAUCCGGCCUGGGAGAUCCGCGCCGAGAAACACGUAGCAGAUAUCCUAAGAGAGAACCAAAUUGAGCCUGCUUCGAUUGAUUCCAUUAUUUGGAGUCAUUGGCAUUUCGACCAUAUUGGAGAUCCCUCCACCUUUCCUGGAACUACGGAGCUGAUCGUUGGUCCUGGAUUCAAAGAUAAGUUCUAUCCUGGUUACCCGGUUAUCAAGGAUGCACCAGUAAGGGAAAGUGAUUUUGCAGGUCGGACAACAAGAGAAAUCAAUUUCGAUGAAAGUCCUAAGCUUCGAAUCGGGCAAUUUAGGGCUUUGGACUUUUUUGGGGACGGAUCCUUCUAUCUACUCGAUACGCCCGGCCACGCGGUUGGGCACCUCGGCGGCCUGGUACGGACGACCUCAUGCCCAGAUACCUUCAUUUUUCUUGGUGGCGACCUCUGUCACAACGGUGGCGAGAUACGUCCAUCUAAGCAUAUUGGUCUGCCCAAGGACAUCCACGUUGAGCUCCCUGAUCAAGUGGCGCCGUGGAUCUGCCCAGGGUCGGAGCUCGAGCAUCUCAACAAGAACCGCAGCCGCGAAGCCGACGAACCCUUCUUCAUCCCGAACCCCAGCUUCUGUUUCAACGCGGAAGAGACUAUGAAAACGAUUAUCAAGGCCCAGGAAGCUGACAUGGACGAUAACAUCUUAUUCAUUUAUGCUCAUUCCAAGGCAGUUGAACGCUAUGCGGAUCUAUUCCCACUCAAGGCUAAUGGCUGGAAGAAGGAGGGUUGGAAAGACAAGAUGUUUUGGGACUUCGUGAGAGAUUUCAAAGCGGCAGUCGAAGCGCAAGAGAUUCACGAAUCGGCAUGA
This is a messenger RNA of Exophiala bonariae, 1101 nucleotides long. RefSeq lists its product as uncharacterized. Lineage: Eukaryota; Fungi; Ascomycota; Eurotiomycetes; Chaetothyriales; Herpotrichiellaceae. The record is from RefSeq and is a predicted model, not a curated record. The transcript is spliced from 3 exons. Bases 1 to 1101 code for a protein of 366 amino acids.